Molecule: messenger RNA, 1422 nt
Organism: Cordyceps fumosorosea ARSEF 2679
Lineage: Eukaryota; Fungi; Ascomycota; Sordariomycetes; Hypocreales; Cordycipitaceae
Exons: 1
Coding region: 1-1422 (473 amino acids)
Biological process (GO): lipid catabolic process
Molecular function (GO): triacylglycerol lipase activity
Source: RefSeq, a predicted model, not a curated record
AUGAAACGGUCAGCAUCAGGCGUCGCCGGCCUCCUCGCCUUGGCGGCCGGGCACGUCGUUGCCGAGCUGGCCUGCGGCUUCAACGUGAGCAGCGACUUCGCCGCGGCCCACGGCUGCGAUGCAAAGUGCCAGGACAUCCUCCGCCACGCCAACGCGUACGACCACGCGCAGGUCGGCACCGACUUUGACUUUUCCUUCUACGCCACCGCCGCCAACUUCACCGGCUCCGCGCCGGGCAGCCUGCUGAAGCUGGAGCCCGCCGACCCGGGGCCCCUCGACGUCCGAGCCGGCACCACCGUGUACCGGAUGCAGUACACGUCGCUGGACCUGGAUGGCAAGACCGCCGUGCCCUCGACCGGCUUCGUCGCCUUCCCCUACUCGCCCCUCAGCGGCGACGGCAGCAGCCCCGGCGCCUGCGGUGCGACGACGGCCGCGUACCGCACCAUUGCCUUCGCGCACGGCACCAUCGGGGUGUACCCCGGGUGCGCGCCGUCCGCCGGCCCGGCGCUCUUCGACUACGACAGCUGGCAGCCGCUGCUCGCGCGCGGCUACGUCGUCGUCGCCGCCGACUACGCGGGUCUCGGCAACAACCAGACCGAGCACAAGUACUGCAGCUUCCCCGCGCAGGCCAACGACGUCUACUACUCCGUGGUCGCCGCGCGCGCCGCCUUCGGGCAGCUCCUGAGCCGCGAGUGGAUGUCCGUCGGCCAUUCCGAGGGCGGCGGCGCCGUGUGGAAGCUCGCCGAGGGCGACCUCCUGGACGAGGCAUACCUGGGCACGGUGGCGCUGGCGCCAGCGACGCGAAUCAUCGACAUGGCCAUAUCCGGACUGCUCGGAGGAGGCGACGACUCCGACUCCGGAGGGGGAUUCGCCAGCUACGCGCCGUCGCUCGCCGUCGGCAUCCAGCGCUACGACUCGUCGUAUGACCUGACCCUGCUCGGGCCGGGGAUGCGCCGCCGGAUGGCCGUCGCGGAGCGCGCGCAGGUGUGCGCGACCGGCCUCGCGGGGCUCACCCUGGACCUGGCGCUGGAGGACGUGGUCAGCCUGACGGGGGCGGCGGGCGACCUGCCGCUGCUGCAGCGGUGGCAGGACGAGACGGCGCCGUCGAGCGGCCGGGCGCGCGCCCCGCUGCUGGUCGUCCAGGGGCUCAACGACACGAGCAUCCUGCCGGGCACGACGCGGGAGGCGGUGGAAAGGGCGUGUGGCGCUGGCAGCGCGGUGCACCUCAGCUUGUACCCCGGGGUGGAGCACUCGCCGCUGCUUCCGGCCUCGGCGCCGGAGUGGCUCGCCUGGAUAGAUGCCAGGUUCGCGGGGCAAGCGCUGAGUGAGAAUUGCUCGACAGUUACAAGGGUGCCGUUUGGGAAUGGCGCUUAUAUGAAGUUGCCGCCCGAAGACGACAUGAAGGCAGAGUACGGGUUAUAG